This is a messenger RNA of Batrachochytrium dendrobatidis JAM81, 1086 nucleotides long. RefSeq lists its product as uncharacterized. NCBI's taxonomy places the organism in Eukaryota, Fungi, Chytridiomycota, Chytridiomycetes, Rhizophydiales. Gene Ontology annotation, biological process: molybdate ion transport. The annotation marks the transcript as partial. The record is from RefSeq and is a predicted model, not a curated record. Gene Ontology annotation, cellular component: membrane. The transcript is spliced from 4 exons. Gene Ontology annotation, molecular function: molybdate ion transmembrane transporter activity.
UUUCGUGCGUUCCAAAGUAACUAUCUACUUGUUUACGGACUAGUGCUUAUCUCUGACUGGUUACAAGGACCUUAUAUAUACUCGCUCUACAAAUCCUACAACUAUGAGCUUGAUAUCAUUGCCUUGUUGUUUGUCACUGGGUUUUUGUCAUCAGCUAUUGUUGGCACGUUUGUGGGCUCCAUUGCCGACCGUUUCGGAAGAAGACUGGGAUGUGUGUUGUUCUGUGUCUUUUAUGCUCUUUCCUGUCUCACUAAGCUUUCUCCAGAAUUUGGAAUGCUCAUGCUUGGACGAGUUCUAGGAGGCAUCUCCACUUCAUUGCUGUUUACUGUCUUUGAGUCUUGGAUGAUAUCAGAGCAUCGCUCACGCGGAUUUGGUGAAAAUCUUUUGUCUGAAACUUUUGCCUGGUCGACUUUUGUCAAUGGUCUGGUAGCAAUUAUAUCAGGCAGGUUGAAUAAUGACGCACAACUUUGCAUCGUUGCGAAUUUUUCUGUGGAUUAUUUUGGACUGGUUGCACCAUUUAUGAUUGCCAUCGUGGUCUUGAUACUUGCCAUGGUUAUUAUCAUUUUAACAUGGACAGAAAACUAUGGAAACAAGUCUGCAUCCACUUCCUCUCCGUCGUUUUUCUCAGUCAUUCAAAUCAUCUAUAACGAUCCCGAUAUCUUUGCCGUUGGAACAAUGCAGUUUUGCUUUGAAAGUGCCAUGUACACUUUUGUGUUUCUAUGGUCUCCUGUUUUGGAAACAUUGGCUGGAUCUACCAUCAAACUUCCCUUUGGUGUCAUAUUUUCCAGCUUUAUGGUUUGCAUUAUGAUUGGUUCGCUAUUUUUCAAAAUGCUUAAUCAAAAACAGUUUACUCAUGAGUCUAUUGCCAAAGUUGUGUUUUCGGUUGCAUCCGUCGUGUUUUUUCUUCCAGCUUUAACGACCAAUGAAGCACUCACGUAUAUAGCCUUUAAUGCAUUUGAGAUCUGUUGUGGCAUUUAUUUUCCAUCAGUAGGGUCUAUUCGCAGCAAAGUGAUUCCAGAGAAUACUCGUUCUACAGUCAUGAAUAUCUUUCGCAUUCCUCUCAACCUCAUUGUUGUUUUGAUUCUU